Messenger RNA from Miscanthus lutarioriparius, 2403 nucleotides. The record is from the annotation of a GenBank genome assembly. NCBI's taxonomy places the organism in Eukaryota, Viridiplantae, Streptophyta, Magnoliopsida, Poales, Poaceae.
AUGGCGUCGUCGUCGCCGCCGCCGAAGCUGCCGAUCCCCGGCCGCCGCAACAUACUCAUCACCAGCGCCUUACCCUACGUGAACAACGUCCCGCACCUCGGGAACAUCAUCGGAUGCGUGCUGAGCGCCGAUGUGUUCGCGCGCUACUGCAGGCUGCGCGGGUACAACGCGCUCUACAUAUGCGGGACGGACGAGUACGGUACGGCCACGGAGACCAAGGCCAUGGAGGAGAAGUGCUCGCCCAAGGAGAUCUGUGACAAGUACCAUGCUAUCCACAGCGAGGUUUACAAGUGGUUUGACAUAAAAUUUGACAAAUUUGGGCGUACGUCCUCUCCUCAGCAGACAGAAAUCUGCCAAGCAAUUUUCCAUAAAUUGAUGGAAAACAAUUGGCUAACAGAAAACACCAUGCAGCAGCUUUACUGUGAUACAUGUCAAAGGUUUUUGGCCGACAGGCUUGUAGAAGGAACAUGCCCUAUAGAAGGGUGUACUAAUAAAGCUGCGAGAGGUGAUCAAUGUGAUAACUGCAGCCAUAUGUUGAAUCCAACUGAACUAAUCGAUCCAAAGUGUAAGGCCUGUAAGAAUACUCCCCAUAUUCGUGAAACAGAUCACUUAUUCUUGGAUCUCCCUCUAUUAGAAGACAAGUUGGUGAACUAUAUUAAUGAUACUUCAGUAGCUGGUAUGUGGAGUCAAAAUGCCAUUCAAGCUACAAAUGCAUGGUUAAAGGAAGGACUAAAGUCACGCUGUAUCACAAGAGAUCUUAAAUGGGGAGUUCCUGUUCCAAUCGAGAAGUAUAAAGAUAAGGUUUUCUAUGUCUGGUUCGAUGCACCGAUUGGCUAUGUGUCCAUCACAGCAUCUUAUACACCUGAGUGGGAGAAGUGGUGGAAGAAUCCUGAUAAUGUGGAAUUAUUUCAGUUCAUGGGCAAAGAUAAUGUACCAUUUCAUACGAUCAUGUUUCCUUCAACACUGCUAGGAACUGGUGAAAAUUGGACAAUGAUGAAGACCAUUAGUGUCACUGAAUAUCUAAACUAUGAAGGAGGAAAAUUCUCCAAGAGUAAGGGUAUCGGAGUUUUUGGUAAUGAUGCCAAGGAUACGAAUAUUCCUCCUGAAGUGUGGCGAUACUACCUGCUUAUGAAUCGACCUGAGGCGUCAGAUACACUCUUUACAUGGACCGAUUUGCAAGCCAAAUUGAACAGCGAGUUGUUAAACAACUUGGGAAACUUCAUCAAUCGUGUGCUAAGCUUUAUUGCAAAACCAGCGGGAGCUGGGUAUGAUUCAAUUAUACCUGACGCUCCUGGUGCUGUGUCACAUCCAUCGACAAGUGACAUUGCAGAAAAAGUCAGUAAAUCUGUUGAACAAUAUCUUGAUGCAAUGGAAAAGGUUAAGCUAAAACAAGGACUGAAGAGUGCAAUGGGCAUCUCUACUGAUGGAAAUCGCUAUUUGCAAGACAGUGAAUUUUGGAAACUUUAUAAGGACAAUCCAGCAAACUGUGCGAUUGUGAUGAAAACUUCAGUUGGUCUUGUCUAUCUCCUUGCCUGUUUGCUGGAGCCUUUCAUGCCUUCCUUCUCAAAAGAAGUGCUACGUCAAUUAAACCUGUCCCCAGAAGAAACUCUUUCUUUCAGUGAAGAAAAGGGCGAAAGUGCGAAGGCAAAAACCCCUUGGGAUCUUGUACCAACAGGGCACAAAAUAGGGAGGCCUGUACCUCUGUUUGAGGAAUUGAAAGAUGAAAAGGUGAGUAAGCAUAGGGAAACAUAUGCAGGCAGUCAAGCUGAGAGGAGCUCAAAAGCAGUGGCUGACGCUGAAGCCACAAAAAUUGCUAACCAGCUCAACAGCAUAGCAUUAUCUGGAGGCUCAAAAAAGGAACAAAAGAAAAAGUCUGGUAACUCAAAAUCAAAGGUGGCAGAGGCAGAAUUAUCUGUUGCAAAGUUGGAGAUUCGAGUGGGGCUUAUAAGAAAAGCAGAGAAGCACCCAGAUGCUGAUUCACUGUACGUAGAGGAAAUCGAUGUUGGAGAGGAGGCUCCAAGAACGGUGGUUAGUGGCCUUGUCAAAUACAUUCCUCUUGAAGAAAUGCAGAACCGGAAAGUCUGUGUUCUCUGCAAUUUGAAACCAGUGGUGAUGCGUGGUAUAAAAUCACAUGCCAUGGUUUUGGCUGCUUCUAAUGAGGACCAUACUAGGGUUGAGUUGGUUGAGCCACCAGCGGAUGCUGCCGUGGGGGAGAGGGUGACCUUUGCUGGGCACUCCGGUGAGCCUGAGGCUUCUCUCAGUGGCAAGAGCAAGGUCUGGGAGAAGCUAGCCGCUGACCUGCAUAGCAGUGGCGAGCUUGUGGCCUGCUACAAAGAUGUUCCUUUCAUGACUUCGGCUGGAGUGUGCAAGGUGAAGACAAUAGCAAAUGGGGAAAUCCGCUAG